ACUGAGCAGGUUUGUUAAAGAGCAGUGUUGUCGCGCUGGCACAUUAGUAGUGAUACUACAGAGGUGAUAGUACAAGGACUUCAUGAGUAUGGGGUUAGAAAAUGGGGAAGUAUUGUUAGCCCAGUGAAUUCAGUUUAUUUCAACUCUCACCAUGUUUCCGCUGUCAUCGCUGGAGCAUGUCAGCAGCUCGGUGCUGUCACAUGUAAACAUUUCAGCUGUGAUAGUAUUCCUGCUGGUGUAUUAUUUAGUUCGUUUUUAUCAGAAACAACGGGACCUCUCAAAUAUCCCUCCAGGUCCGAAACCAUGGCCAGUUGUCGGCAACUUCGGCGGCUUUCUCAUCCCUUCUUUCAUCAAGACGAGCUUUGGGCAGCUCGCCGAAAGCACCGACUCUAUGAAAAGCAUUAUGUUUACUUUAACGGACCAAGCCAACGUUUAUGGUAACGUGUACAGUCUUUUUGUUGGGAGUCAGCUGAUAGUUGUGCUUAAUGGCUACGAAGUGGUCAAGGAUGCUCUCUCGAACCAUCCCGAGGUGUUCUCCGACAGACCGGAUGUCCCUUCUGUCACCAUCUUGACUAAACGCAAAGGAAUAGUCUUUGCACCUUAUGGGCCAAUAUGGAGGAAGCAACGCAAGUUCUGCCACACUAUACUCCGAAACUUUGGCCUGGGGAAGCUGAGCUUUGAGCCGUGUAUCCUGCAAGGCCUGGCUACCGUCAAAACAGAGCUGCUGCGGCUGAAUGAAGAGUGUGGUGGCUCCGGUGUGAACCUGGCCCCGCUGAUCAGAAACACCGUGUCAAACGUCAUCUGCUCAAUGAUCCUGGGUCAGCGCUUCCAUCACACAGACCACGAGUUCCACACCUUGCUGGGCCUGAUGGACCGUGGGCUGGAGAUCUGUGUGAACAGCCCUGCAAUCCUCAUCAACAUGUGUUCACUGCUCUACUAUUUGCCUUUCGGGGUCUUCAAGGAGCUGAGGCGGGUGGAAAGAGACAUCACAGUGUUUCUGAAGAGGAUCAUUGCAAAACACCGGGAAACAUUAGAUCCUGAAAACCCAAGGGAUCUUGUAGACAUGUACUUGAUGGAGAUGUUGGCCCAGCAAGCUGCUGGAGAGGAGGACAGCAGCUUCACAGAGGAUUAUCUCUUUUAUAUAGUAGGAGAUCUCUUCAUUGCUGGCACUGACACUACCACUAAUUCAGUUUUGUGGACUCUGCUCUACAUGGUCUUAUACCCUGAUAUCCAAGACAAGGUCCAGGCAGAGAUUGAUGAAGUGGUGGGCAGACAACGGGUCCCAUCUCUGACGGAUAGGGGAAGUUUGCCAUUUACUGAAGCCACAAUCAUGGAGGUGCAGAGAUUAACAGUAGUGGUUCCUCUGAGUAUUCCACACAUGGCCUCCAAGACAACAGAGUUCAGAGGCUACACUAUUCCCAAAGGAACAGUUAUUUUAGCCAAUCUGUGGUCUGUCCAUAGAGAUCCAACUCUGUGGGAUGACCCAGACAGUUUCAUUCCGUCACGCUUCUUGGAUGAUGAGGGAAACUUGCUCAGGAAAGAGUAUUUCAUACCAUUCGGGAUUGGUCGCAGGGUGUGCAUGGGUGAACAGCUGGCAAAGAUGGAGCUCUUCCUGACAGUCACCAGCUUACUGCAGGCCUUCAAAUUCAGACUCCCAGAGGGAACGCCUCCUCCUACCCUGCACGGACGCUUCGGCCUGACUCUGGCACCCUGCCCGUACAGUGUGUGUGUGAGUCCUCGUAGUUGAAACAGCGGAAGACCUUUGGUUUGGACAGAUUUUCUGUAAACAGGAUGCUCUGAUGCCAAGAACCUUGAAAAAAAAAGGCCAGAGAUGGGGGUAAAGGAGAGACAGUUUAAUGUUUGGAAAGUAUGAAUAUAUAUUUUUUGACCUGAGUGAGGCUGCUCUGUAUAUGUCACUAUCAUUUCAUUUCCUUUUAAUUUAUCAGUUAUUUUCCUGAUUAUUUUUCAAGCAAGAAUGUCAUCCAUAAUAUCUCAAAAGUAAUGGCAUGUAUCCAUCAGAAAAGACCACAGUCUAACAUGAUGUCUUCUACUAAGUAUUGCAAUCACAAUGAUAUAAUCAAGGACAGUCGCAAAUUCUCUCAGUGAAGAAGCUGGAGCUAGCAGAUGUUUUGUGUAUUAAUAAACCUAGAUCUAAUAGAAAGUAAGGUCUAUUAUCAUAAUUCUGAAAUUAAUUAUUUGUUAAUCAGCUAAUUGAUUAAUAAGGUCAGUGUUAUAUGCCAGAUGUCUUUAAUUCUGAAAGAAACCAGCUGAAGAUCUGUAUUGAUAUUGGCUCUCUAACACUGUCCACUUGCAGCCCUGUUUGUAUCAUGUUUUAUAUGCUGCAUGUCCUUCUCCUCCUCUCCUCCAUUCCCAGCUGUCCUGUCUUCCUCCUUUUCCUCCUUUCACCCAGCCUGGCCAUCGGCAGGAGGGUCCCCCA
This is a messenger RNA of Toxotes jaculatrix (banded archerfish), 2437 nucleotides long. RefSeq names its product cytochrome P450 2U1 (gene cyp2u1). The coding region runs from base 152 to 1747 and encodes 531 amino acids. NCBI's taxonomy places the organism in Eukaryota, Metazoa, Chordata, Actinopteri, Toxotidae. Gene Ontology annotation, molecular function: iron ion binding; heme binding; oxidoreductase activity, acting on paired donors, with incorporation or reduction of molecular oxygen, reduced flavin or flavoprotein as one donor, and incorporation of one atom of oxygen. Gene Ontology annotation, biological process: xenobiotic metabolic process. The transcript has 5 exons. Gene Ontology annotation, cellular component: cytoplasm; intracellular membrane-bounded organelle. The record is from RefSeq and is a predicted model, not a curated record.